Molecule: messenger RNA, 714 nt
Organism: Gordionus sp. m RMFG-2023
Lineage: Eukaryota; Metazoa; Nematomorpha; Gordioida; Chordodea; Parachordodidae
Product: marginal zone B- and B1-cell-specific protein-like
Exons: 7
Coding region: 1-714 (237 amino acids)
Biological process (GO): regulation of B cell proliferation
Cellular component (GO): extracellular region; endoplasmic reticulum chaperone complex
Source: RefSeq, a predicted model, not a curated record
AUGAUCAACAUUUAUCUAUUUGUGAUAUUUUAUUACUUAAACUCGGUCUUCGUUAGCGGUGUCGAGGAGUCCGCGAAUCGCCAAGAAGCUGACUCAAAAUUCGCGGAAAUGAAAAAGAAGAAUCCAAACUUGGAGAAGUUAAGUUUCAAACCUCCCAAUUUGACGGAUGAAGAUCACCAUAGUCAACACAUGCCAUUUGCUCUCAAGUGUGAUGGUUGCAUGGCCAUAGCUUACGAGAUGGUUAAAGUAUUCGAAGAAUUCAACAAUAAACACCCUAGCAUGAAGAAGAAUCUACCGACAUCAGACAUAAUAAUAUUGGUCGAAAAAGUUUGCAACUACGAAUAUGAGGAGUAUGGUGUUAAGGAGGUCGAUGGUGUCAAGCGUUUAUCAGGUCCGGCAAUCCCGAGUACCUCAAAAACAGCUGGUAUGAUCCAAGGCGGGGGAAAAUGGCCACCGAGAAUUCAACAAAUGUGCAAGAUUCUAAUGGGCGAAUUAGGGGAAGAAGAAAUUUACGAGAUUUAUAAAAACGGAGAUGAUCUUUCGAAUUGGCUAUGCAAAGGUAAGGAUAUCAGAAACGCGUGCCUUUACGACAACGACAAGUUAGAGAAGGCGAAAAAGAAAGCCGCCAAAAGUAAGAAAAAGGUGAAAGGACAUUCCAAGAAAACCGGAGAAAAAGUUGAACGCAUAAAAUGGGAAAGAAAUGAUGAACUGUAG